Messenger RNA from Pyricularia pennisetigena, 492 nucleotides. RefSeq lists its product as uncharacterized. Gene Ontology annotation, molecular function: D-tyrosyl-tRNA(Tyr) deacylase activity. The annotation marks the transcript as partial. The transcript is spliced from 4 exons. Gene Ontology annotation, biological process: tRNA metabolic process. Gene Ontology annotation, cellular component: cytoplasm. The record is from RefSeq and is a predicted model, not a curated record. NCBI's taxonomy places the organism in Eukaryota, Fungi, Ascomycota, Sordariomycetes, Magnaporthales, Pyriculariaceae.
AUUCUUCAACGGGUGUUAUCUGCCUCCGUCACGGUGGACAAGAAGGUAGUGUCUUCAAUCGGCAAAGGCAUCCUCGUCCUGGCGGCCGUGGCUCCCGGAGAUACGGAGAAGGAGUGUGAGAGUAUGGCGACCAAAGUUCUCAAGAUGAGACUCUGGGACGAUGACUCUGGUGGUAGAUGGAAACUAAACGUGAAGGACAUUAAUGGCGAAGUGCUUUGUGUAUCUCAAUUCACACUCCUUGCUUCAACUAAAAAGGGAUCCAAGCCAGAUUUCCACGGAGCCAUGGGAGGAGAUGAAGCCAAGCAUCUUUAUCAUUAUUUCCUCCACAAGGUACAGGCCGGAUACCAAGCAGACCGCGUGAAAGACGGUGUGUUCCAAGCCAUGAUGGAGGUGGCUUUGGUCAAUGACGGCCCCGUCACUCUUGAGAUGAAUGUUGAGCCACCCAAGCCGCCCAUGCCCAAAGCAGCGCAAAAUCCAGCAGUGGGCAAUUAA